AUGACCGCAUUUGGGAGGGCAGGUACGAACCACAAGACAGACCAAAAGAACCUGGCGACAUGCGCCCAAUUCAGAUUGUUUAGGCAUCUAUUAUCGAGUCCCAUGUACACGAGGGAGGAGCAGAUGCGAGCAAACAUGCUCGAAACUGCCAUGCUCGCAAUCGCGGUGCAUACGCACAAAGGCAAAGUAGUCGGGGAAAGGAACACAGAGCUGCUCACUGCAGAGCGAAGGGGGAAUCAUCCUAUUGGAGCUGACGCUGGAAACAACACCUCCCUCCUCGGUGACACAAGGAAAACAACCAGACUUACGAACGCCACUCUCCCAAACCGUGAUUUGUUUGUUCACAACAGGAUGCCGCCAUCAGUGCCCGAGGAUAGACGCAUUAGGAAGAGCCCCCGUCCUGUCAUAAAAUCAUCAACACCAGCCCCCAAGUCCCACACACCCGGCAGGGGGAUAGAGAAAAGUACACAACCCAAACCGUCCAAAACAUCCGCAGAACGCGCCAGACGCAAGACGGGGGAAGGACCUAUCAAAGGACCACCGCAUGGAAAGAGCGAGAGAAAGAACUGUGCUCCAUAA
This is a messenger RNA of Aspergillus piperis CBS 112811, 579 nucleotides long. RefSeq lists its product as uncharacterized. The transcript is spliced from 4 exons. Bases 1 to 579 code for a protein of 192 amino acids. The record is from RefSeq and is a predicted model, not a curated record. Lineage: Eukaryota; Fungi; Ascomycota; Eurotiomycetes; Eurotiales; Aspergillaceae.